Monosiga brevicollis MX1 is the source of this 804-nucleotide messenger RNA. RefSeq lists its product as uncharacterized. NCBI's taxonomy places the organism in Eukaryota, Choanoflagellata, Craspedida, Salpingoecidae. The transcript is spliced from 6 exons. The record is from RefSeq and is a predicted model, not a curated record. Bases 1 to 804 code for a protein of 267 amino acids.
AUGGCACCGCGAGCUUUGCACUGGGUCUUUAAGGUCCCCCAGCGCAGCAGCACCAUCAAGUUUUACACAGAGGUGCUUGGCAUGCAAAUCCUACGUCAUGAGGAGUUUCAAGAAGGUUGCGCCGCUGCUUGCAACGGGCCCUAUGAUGGGAAAUGGUCCAAGACCAUGGUGGGCUAUGGCAGCGAAGACGAUCACUUUGUCGUGGAGCUGACUUACAACUACACCAUCAAGGAUUACAACCUCGGCAACGACUUCAAUUGCAUUACCAUUCACUCCACAGAGGCCUACGCGGCAGCCCUGGCCCAGUCCGAGUUUCCCGUCACCCAAACGUCCGAGGACAAGCUUCGCAUCAAGGUCACGGGUGGCUACGAUUUUCAGAUUGUCAACGCCCUGGCGGAGGGCGACCCCGUCCAAUCUGUGGCCCUCAAUAUUACCAACAUUGAGCAAAGCGUCGCCUACUGGCAGGGCAUCCUGGGCAUGGAGAUUGUUGCGCGCAGCGACACCCAAGUUCGGCUGCGCUACACUGCUAAUCAGCUCGUGCUCAACAAAAUCCCGGGAGAUGUUCCGUUGUCCCAUGGCACUGCAUACGGCCGGAUUGCGUUUUCCUGCCCUGCCGACAACCUUGCCAUCAUCGAAAGUCGAGUCAAGGCCGCUGAUCACAAGGUCUUGACCCCUCUCGUGUCCUUGGACACACCUGGCAAGGCUACGGUACAGGUUGUUAUUCUAGCCGACCCUGAUGGCUAUGAAAUCUGCUUUGUCGGGGACGAAGCCUUCCGCGAGCUAUCCCAGGCAUGUAACACUUGA